AUGAAUCAUGGAAUUCACUUUGCUCAACUUAUAUCAUCCCAGAUUAUAUUCAGUGAUAUCUGUGGUGAAAAAAAAUUUCAGAUAGUAGCUAGAAAAAAAUCCAGAUUAUACUGCGUGAUAUCUGGAUUAUACUCAUUGUUGGUGUGGACGGUAUUACUGAUAUUAACAACAAGUCUCCUGACAAAUGGGGCCCGACCAGACCCACCAUCAUCUGGUAUCACGACCGUAGGCUCGCUAAAACUAGCUAAUGCCGAAGAUUGUGCUGGAGUAGUUGCAUUCUCCGCAACAUCAGGACUUAAAACCAAUACCCGACUGAAAUUCUCGCAGACGCAAGUAAACAAAGGCGUCGGAUACGCCGCAGAAACAGGAAUAUUCACGACUCAUUGCCCCGGAUUGUACCAAUUCAGCCUAGCUGGAUAUGGUACCGCCGACUUGAAGCUGACAUUAAAGCGCAAAGCUAACAGAUCAGAUGAUUGGACCCCCAUAGUGUCCACCGGAAUUGGCGGCGGCUCAAAUCUUGUCUUCCUGGACUCCGAGAUCGGUGAUCAGCUCGCCGUUUUCGUGGACUCCGGCAACCCCAAUGAAGGAACAUCCUUCUCAGGGUACCGAGUCGCCAAAAAAUAA
Molecule: messenger RNA, 624 nt
Organism: Cotesia congregata
Lineage: Eukaryota; Metazoa; Arthropoda; Insecta; Hymenoptera; Braconidae
Source: the annotation of a GenBank genome assembly